AUGAGACUUACACGCAAAAAGACCAAUACUAUCCCCGACAACGGCGGUCUCCCUGCCACUCAAUUCUUCAUCUUAUCAAUAUGUCGUAUAGCAGAACCCAUCGCCAUCACCGCCAUCUUUCCUUAUGCCUGGCUCAUGGUCAAGGGCUUUGGAAUGGAUGAUUCUUCCUUCUACGCGGGCAUCCUCAUCGCCUCUUUCUCCUUCUCCGAAUCCCUCACAAGCCUCUUCUGGGGCGGCCUCUCGGAUCGGGUUGGCCGAAAACCGGUGCUGCUUCUCGGCUGCUUCGGCACCAUGCUAUCCCUCCUCAUGGUCGGAUUCUCCACCAAUUUUGCCAUGGCCCUGACCGGAAGAAUCAUCGGCGGAGCGUUGAAUGGAAAUAUCGCAGGCGUCAUCCAGAGCAUUGUGGGCGAACUGGUCACCAACCCGGAAUAUGAGGCCAAGGCCUAUUCGAUCAUGCCUUUUGUCUGGUCAAUUGGCACGAUUAUAGGUCCUGCCAUCGGUGGUCUCCUCGCAGACCCGGCAAAGUCGUAUCCAAACCACUUUUCAAGAGAUGGCUUUUUUGGUCGAUAUCCAUGGCUGUUGCCCAACCUAGUUUGUGCCAGUUUCAUGCUCAUCAGUAUCAUAAGUGGGUUCUUUUGGCUUCAAGAGACUCAUCCAGAUUUCCAGCCGGGAGUUGAUUCGACGGUCCACCAUGAUGUGACCGAACAGACGCCCAUGAUCACCGCCGCUGGAGCUACGGCUGACCCUGGCGUUGACCUGAGACGGGACUCGUUCGGAACGUUCAACGAGGUCGACAUGCCCAGGACCCAGCACUGGGAACUCAAUCCAGACGGCACCUCCCGAACCCCCUCGUUGUCGGAAAAGAGCCGUCAGACAUGGCUAACCAAGAAGGUGGCCAUGUUGACCCUCGCGCUUAGUAUCUACACUUACCACUCCAUGUGUUACGACCACCUUCUCCCGAUUUUCUUUCAAGACAAGCGCAUCCCCGUCACCGUGUCGGGCGCCAGUCCUGUCCAUAUCCCGGGCGGAUUGGGCCUGUCCACGAAGGACGUUGGUGUCAUCUUGUCUGUCAAUGGUGUUAUCGCACUUUUCAUCCAAGCUGUCAUUUUCCCACUCGCUGCGGAGCGGCUGGGCAUUUGGCGGACUUUUGUGUUCGUCACUCUUUUGCAUCCGGUGGCAUUUUUCAUGGUGCCUUACCUUGCUCUUCUGCCGCAGAAUCUACUCUACCCAGGCAUCUACACUUGCCUCACCAUCCGCAAUCUUCUGUCGAUUCUCGAUUAUCCGGUUAUUUUGAUAUUGCUGAAGCAAGCGAGUCCGUCUCUUUCAUUGCUGGGACGGAUUAAUGGGCUGGCCGCUUCGGCCGGUGCAGCUUGUCGCACUGUUUCCCCGCCGAUUGCGGGUUUGCUCUACAGUUGGGGUUCAAGGAUUGGGUUUACAGGUCUGGCUUGGUGGAGUGCCGGCGCAGUGGCCAUUGUCGGAGUUGUUCAAUUGUGGUUUGUUCCAAGAGCAAAGAGCGAAACGACCGUCGUCAAAUCUAUUCUGCCUUGUAUGGACAAUCCAUCUGAGGACAGGGCUCCGGACGUGGUUGACAUCACGGUUGUUGAUACCGAGGAUCAGAUUUGA
Molecule: messenger RNA, 1623 nt
Organism: Capronia coronata CBS 617.96
Lineage: Eukaryota; Fungi; Ascomycota; Eurotiomycetes; Chaetothyriales; Herpotrichiellaceae
Exons: 3
Coding region: 1-1623 (540 amino acids)
Biological process (GO): transmembrane transport
Molecular function (GO): transmembrane transporter activity
Source: RefSeq, a predicted model, not a curated record